AUGCCCGAAAGUGGGGAUCAUGUGAGAUUUGAGCUUGGAAUGUCAUUUGCCUCAAAAAGUCUUAUUAGAGAGGCAAUGAAGUCAUUUGCAAUGGAAAAGAUAAAAAACCUACAUAUCACGAAAAACGAUAGGAAACGAGUUGUUGUUAGGUGUGAUAAGGACUGUCCCUUUUACAUGAGAUUUAGUAAAAGGGUAGCGAACGAAUACUGGCAGUUGGUGAGCAUGACUGAUGAUCACACUUGUCAUAGGACUGCUAAGAAUAGGCAAGCUACAACAGAAUGGUUGGCUAAGAAAUUUAUACCACUCUUGAGACAUACACCUGAAAUGAGGCCAAAGGGGUUGGUUGCAGAGUCACUUGAAAAGUGGAGUGUGAAGUUGUCAUCGGCACAAGCAUAUAGGGCCAAAACAAGAGCAUUGGAACUAAUACAUGGUGCUGAGACUGAGCAAUAUGCAUAUUUGAGAAAUUAUGCCGAGGAGCUCAGAAGGUCUAAUCCUAAUACCACUGUCAUAAUCAAGUGUGGUAUGUCUGAUGUUGGACCUGUUUUUGAGAGGAUAUACAUAUGUCUGGAGGCCUGUAAAGCAGCAUUCGCAUAUACCUGCAGGCCUUUGAUUGGUCUUGAUGCAUGUUUUUUGAAGGGUGAGUACGGUGGUCAGCUAAUGGCGGCAGUGGGAAUGGACGGGAACAAUCAGAUUUAUCCAAUUGCUUAUGCUGUGGUGGAAGCCGAGAAAAGAGACUCAUGGAAGUGGUUUCUGGAUCUUUUAUUAGCAGAUCUGAACAAGAUUUUUCCAAGGUCUUAUGGUUUUAUUUCAGACCAACAAAAGGGCUUGGUGCCAGCUAUUGCUGAGUUGGGGCAGAAUGUAGAACACAGGCUGUGUGUUAAGCACUUGUACGGAAACUGGAAGAAGAGGUACCCUGGCACACGUAUGAAAGAGUUACUAUGGCAAGCAGCUAGGGCAACCGUAGUUCCAGAUUGGGAAAGAGCCAUGAAAAAAAUUGAACUUAUCGAUCCAGCUGCUUGUAAAGACAUGAAGGACAUUCCGGCUGCCAUGUGGAGUAGGUCUGCAUUCCGCACUUACAGUCAUUGUGAUUUGCAGGUAAAUAACAUGUGUGAGGCGUUCAACAUGGCUAUAUUGGAGUAUAGAGACAAGCCCAUCAUCACUUUACUCGAAGGUAUAAAGCAUUACAUUACAAUAAGGAUAGUGAAGCAGAAAAAUCUCAUUACUCGAUUCAGAGGCAAUAUUUGUCCUAGGGUGGAACAAACUAUUGAAAGAUUGAAGAAACAAGUCUAA
Messenger RNA from Vicia villosa (hairy vetch), 1290 nucleotides. RefSeq lists its product as uncharacterized. Bases 1 to 1290 code for a protein of 429 amino acids. NCBI's taxonomy places the organism in Eukaryota, Viridiplantae, Streptophyta, Magnoliopsida, Fabales, Fabaceae. The record is from RefSeq and is a predicted model, not a curated record. The transcript is spliced from 2 exons.